Molecule: messenger RNA, 1393 nt
Organism: Cryptomeria japonica (Japanese cedar)
Lineage: Eukaryota; Viridiplantae; Streptophyta; Pinopsida; Cupressales; Cupressaceae
Product: anthocyanidin 5,3-O-glucosyltransferase-like
Exons: 2
Coding region: 1-1143 (380 amino acids)
Molecular function (GO): UDP-glycosyltransferase activity
Source: RefSeq, a predicted model, not a curated record
AUGGGAAGCCGAAAGCCUCAAAUAGCUAUGUUCCCGUCGUGGGGGAUGGGCCAUUUCUUACCGUUCGUCGAAUUCGCGAAGCGUAUGUCAAUCCACCACGGCUUCGCCGUUUUAAUCAUCACUCCUCCUGCCGUAAAGGCUGAUAUUCGGAGCUUGGCUUCCUCGGUUCCGGACAUUCGUUUUGUGGACCUCUCUGCGCCACACCUGGAUUCGCUUCCCAUGACCGAUCUCCCUACCAAGUUCGCAGCAAUGGAAGAGUACAAAGGUCCCUUGAAGGAUGUUCUCGGAUCUCUCAAAGAUGAGAUCAGUGCCUUCGUCAUCGAUUUCUUCUGCGCUGCCCUAAUCGAAUCCAGCGCCGCCCUUCACAACCCCACCUAUGUUUUAUCGACUGAUUCCGCCUCCAAUCUUUGCCUCAAGUUUUUCUAUGACACUCUCGACUCUCAGACCACGGAAUCCCUCAAAGACAUGGACGGUCCGAUUUACCCAAUAGGACCGCUGAUCCGGUCCCCGGAUGCAGUGCAUGGCAAGAGCGAGUGCCUGAAUUGGCUGGACAGACAACCGGACUCGUCGGUGAUGUAUGUGUCGUUCGGGAGCAUGAACUGGUUUCUAUCGCCGGAUCAGACAAGGGAACUGGCGUUGGGGUUGGAGGCCAGCGGGCACCGAUUUUUGUGGUUGCUCAAAGGUGACAACGACGUCUCCGCGUUGCUUCCGCCCGGAUUUGAAAUGCGAACUCGGGAUCGUGGGAUUGUGUGGACUUCGUGGGCACCGCAGAUACCCAUUCUGUCUCACCCGGCGACAGCGGGGUUCGUGAGCCAUUGUGGGUGGAAUUCUACGCUGGAGAGUGUGACGAAUGGAGUUCCGAUUGUUCCGUGGCCGGUUCGUGCAGAGCAGAAGACAAACGCUUUCUUUCUGGUGAACGAAAUAGGGUUGGGCAUUGAACCAGAGUGGGGGCCCAAUUGGUGGGUGGGUAAAGAUGAGGUGGAGAAAGCGGUGAAGGAAUUGAUGGAAGGAGAGAAAGGGAGGAAAGUGAGUAUGAGGGCGGCAGAAUUGAAGGAGAGCGCGAGGAAGGCAUUGGCGGCGGGAGGAAGUUCCAUGGAUAUUCUCGCAGUUGUUACUGCUCAAUGGAAGAAGAAGGCCUCAUAAUUUACUCGCUUUCUGAACUUGGCAGCACUUGAGCUAAUCGAAGUUUUAUGAAAUUGGAAAUGCUGUUGGACUCAGGUGUGGCUAAGCUAUUGCAGUUGUGUUUGAUUAAUAUAUGAGGUGUGGACUCUUUAUCCAAAGACUGGUUACUUGUUCGGGUUUGUUUAUAAUAUGAGAUGUGGGCUCUAUUAUCUAAAGAUUAGUUGCUUGUUCGUGUUUGUUUAUAAUAUAAGGUGUGGAUUCUAUGCAAAGA